Molecule: messenger RNA, 2718 nt
Organism: Cygnus atratus (black swan)
Lineage: Eukaryota; Metazoa; Chordata; Aves; Anseriformes; Anatidae
Gene: PI4K2B
Product: phosphatidylinositol 4-kinase type 2 beta
Exons: 10
Coding region: 44-1450 (468 amino acids)
Biological process (GO): Golgi organization; endosome organization; phosphatidylinositol phosphate biosynthetic process
Cellular component (GO): plasma membrane; trans-Golgi network; endosome
Molecular function (GO): 1-phosphatidylinositol 4-kinase activity
Source: RefSeq, a predicted model, not a curated record
AGGGGCCUGAGCCCGGCGGCGCCUCCCCCGUCCCCGUCCCCUCAUGGCGGAGCCCGAGGAGCCGCUGCUGCGCCUCGCCGAGCCGCCGCCUCACGCCGGGCCGCCAGCGGUAGUCAGAGCAGCGCCCGGCGGGGCCGUCAGGCUGCGCGGCGAGCCGCGGGAGGACGAGGAGGAGGAGGAGGAGGAGGAGGAGGAAGGCGCUGAGGGGGAUGGCGAGGAGGAGCCCCUCCUGCGGCCCUCCUGGGGCAGGGAGCCCCGCCGCGCCGCAGGGCAUACAGGACACGCUGUUGAUAUGAAUACGUUUUUAGAUGAUCCAGAAUUUGCAGAAAUCAUUCUGAGAGCAGAGCAAGCUAUAGAGUGUGGAGUUUUCCCAGAAAGAAUCUCUCAAGGAUCCAGUGGGAGCUACUUUGCUAAGGACCCAAAAGGGAAAACUAUUGGAGUAUUCAAACCAAAAUCUGAAGAGCCUUAUGGACAUCUAAAUCCAAAAUGGACCAAAUAUUUUCACAAGAUUUGUUGUCCUUGCUGCUUUGGCAGAGGCUGCCUCGUUCCAAAUCAGGGAUAUCUCUCUGAAGCUGGUGCCUAUCUUGUAGAUGACAAGCUGGGGCUAGGAGUUGUACCCAAAACUAAGGUUGUCUGGCUUGUCAGUGAGACCUUUAAUUACAGUGCAAUAGAUCGUGCAAAGUCAAGAGGAAAAAAAUACGCUUUAGAGAAAGUGCCAAAAGUUGGUAAAAAAUUUAAUCGAAUUGGACUACCUCCUAAGGUUGGCUCCUUCCAGCUGUUUGUUGAAGGAUAUAAGGAAGCUGACUACUGGCUCAGGAAGUUUGAAACUGAUCCUUUACCUGAAAACACACGGAAAGAAUUCCAGUCACAGUUUGAAAGACUGGUUGUCUUAGAUUAUGUCAUCAGAAAUACAGACAGAGGUAAUGAUAACUGGUUAGUCAGGUACGAAAAACAAGAUGAUGGGCCUGAUCUGUCAGAUAAGGAUAUCCAGUGGACUGUAGCUGAAGAAUCUACUAUUAAAAUUGCUGCAAUUGACAAUGGAUUAGCUUUUCCUUUUAAGCAUCCUGAUGAGUGGAGGGCGUAUCCCUUUCACUGGGCUUGGCUUCCUCAAGCACAAGUUCCCUUCUCUCAGGAGACCAGAGACUUAGUUCUUCCUCGCAUCUCUGAUAUGAACUUCGUACAGGAUCUUUGUGAAGAUCUUCAUGAACUAUUUAAGACCGAUAAAGGAUUUGACAAGGCUACUUUUGAAAACCAAAUGUCUGUUAUGAGGGGGCAGAUACUAAACCUUACUCAGGCAUUAAAGGAUGGAAAAAGUCCCAUUCAGCUUGUUCAGAUGCCACGUGUGAUUGUGGAGCGAAGUAGCACUGGAAGUCAGGGCCGAAUUGUUCAUCUGAGUAACACAUUCACACAGACCUUUCAUAGCAGGAAGCCUUUCUUUUCCUCCUGGUAGCAACAGAAAUAUAUGGGAAGAGUAAGCUUCUCUAACUGUAGUAAGCUACUUCUGUGUAAAGGCUCCGCAAUAAUGUACUUCUGCUGUAUACCAAGAACUCCGACUGCCGACACCUCAGUACUUAAAUUCUAAAAGACUUAAGAAAUGUAUUUUGAAUGUAAUAAGUUUACAAUUUUUGUGUCAAAAUUGUGAAUUCAUAUGUCAGGGAAUGAGAAGAACUUGUCCUUACUGUAUUUUUAUAGGCUAAAUUAAUGUAUUCUGAAUAAUACUAAAGGAAAGAUGCACAGUUUGCAUAUGCUGAGAAACUACUUUUGAAUACAACAGGAAUUCUUUUUGUUUAGUAUAAAUGUGAGAACCUAUACCCUAUCAAUUUCUUUUUAUAUGCUCUUUAAAAAAAAAAAAGUGCAAAAUGCUAUCUUUGUGAAAAUGCUUUUCCUUGGAAUUUCUUCCUGAUGUUUUAAGCUGUUUAUAGAUUUUUCAUAGGCUAGUUACUUGAAAAAAGUCAUGCACUUAAGAAAAUAAUAAUAAUAAAAAACCUGCUAUGGAGACACAAGUGAAAGAAAGGGAGAAGGGAAAAUAUGCUUCAUGUAGAUUUUUUUUUUGCACAUGGGGACCAAAAAUGGUUAAAUAGUUUUCAGUUGAAUUAUAGCAAAAUUCAUCCCCAGUAAGUACACACAGUUUCUACUGUGACAAAAUGAACUGAGUGUACAUUUCAAAGGGUGAAGCUUCACCUGUAGCUUUUAGAACUCGUGUAUUUAAUUACACGUAUGGGAAAUGUGAGAUUUUUGUUGUGAUGAAUCUAUGAAGAAUUGCACAAUGUUACAGGUUGGAUUCUCGAUAUGAAUAUAAAUGUGUUCAUCAGUCACCAAAGUGGUUCUUCACUGUUAAUCACAGAAGCACUAUUCAUCUCAAAGCCUGUCUGCCUUCUGAAUUUCUAUCCAAACACACUAUUAUUUUUUGACUGGAAAAAAAAAAAUACUGUAAUACAUAGAGCACAGAGACUUAUAAUUGGACUCUUAGCAAUGUCAUGCUUAUUUGCCAAUUUUCAUUUAUGUUUAAGUUGUGUCUUAAGACUUGAUGGUCAUGCUUCUAGAUCCAUGGCUUAUGUUACAUGAUAAAUAUUUUGGUAAUUUUCUGGACAGUGAAGACUGGGAAUGGGAGAAAAUUGCUGCUUUUAUGAAACCUUCAGUAUUUCAGACAUUGCUGUAUUUUGUAAUUCUAAGCAAUACUGUUGAACUCAAAUAAUAAAAUGCUUGUAUUUUAUAUAA